Molecule: messenger RNA, 932 nt
Organism: Coregonus clupeaformis (lake whitefish)
Lineage: Eukaryota; Metazoa; Chordata; Actinopteri; Salmoniformes; Salmonidae
Product: purpurin-like
Exons: 5
Coding region: 106-696 (196 amino acids)
Molecular function (GO): retinol transmembrane transporter activity; retinoid binding
Source: RefSeq, a predicted model, not a curated record
UUGUCUGUGUUCACUGUAUAUAAAGGACCCCAAACACAAGAGACUCCAAAACGAACAACCACAAAACACUGAAUUCUACUCGUUGCUCAUCUUCAUUAAGACAGCAUGGGAUCCUCAAAGCUGGCUUUCAUUAUGGUCCUGAUGGCCUGCGUAGAACACGCCUGGUCUGCCUCCUGUGUGGUCGACAGCUUCACAGUCAAGGCGGACUUCGACCCUAAGAGGUAUUCUGGGAAGUGGUACGCUCUGCAGAAGAAGGACCCUGAGGGCCUGUUCCUUCAGGACAACAUCUCCGCUGAGUACACCGUCGAUGAUGACGGCACCAUGACCGCCUCCUCCAAGGGACGUGUCACUCUCUUUGGGUUCUGGGUUGUGUGCGCUGACAUGGCUGCCCAGUACACCGUGCCUAACCCCACCAACCCCGGCAAGAUGUUCAUGAACUACCAGGGACUGGCCAGCUACCUGGCCAGUGGAGGUGACAACUACUGGGUGAUUGACACCGACUAUGAUAACUAUGCCAUCACCUACGCCUGCCGUACUCUGAAGGACGAUGGAAGCUGUGAAGACGGUUACUCCCUGAUCUUCUCCCGUAAUCCCCGUGGCCUGCCCCCAGCAAUCCAGCGCAUUGUCCGUGGGAAACAGGAGGAGAUCUGCAUGGCUGGCCAGUUUGAGCCUGUCCUGCAGUCCGGAGCUUGCUAAAUUGUCAGCGCAGCCUGCACCAAAUUCCUUAAGCAUGCUGGCAUGAGAAGAGGCGUCCAGGGCCAAUGGAUAGAUCCAUAGCAGCGCGCUGUAGAAAUGAAUAGACCAUGUUGCGAGGCGGGAGGGAAAAGUCAACCUCCGCCACCAUUGUCUCAAGGGAAGGGUUGCUCAAUCGGGGUUGGUGCGUUGUGUCAAGUCAAGUGUGUAUGUGAAAAUAAAUAUAUUUUUUAAACAAA